Molecule: messenger RNA, 2314 nt
Organism: Phodopus roborovskii (desert hamster)
Lineage: Eukaryota; Metazoa; Chordata; Mammalia; Rodentia; Cricetidae
Gene: Dedd
Product: death effector domain containing
Exons: 6
Coding region: 241-1197 (318 amino acids)
Biological process (GO): regulation of apoptotic process; extrinsic apoptotic signaling pathway via death domain receptors; apoptotic process
Cellular component (GO): nucleolus
Molecular function (GO): DNA binding; protein binding
Source: RefSeq, a predicted model, not a curated record
GUCUCUCCCCUCCCCCACGCCCGCGGCGGCGGCGGCGGCGGAGGCGGUGGCGGCUGGAGCCCGGAUGCGGCGCCGUGAGACAGGCCCGGGAGGGAGAGCAGCGCGGAUGGAUCCAACAUGGCGGCGCCGAUCCUGAGCCGAGAGAAGAGACCUGGGAAAUUAAAUUUCUUGAAAAGGACAUUGGAGAUUGCAGCCGCCGAGCAGAGAUUCUGGAAAGCACUCUGUCCCUGAGCCUCUAGCAUGGCGGGCCUGAAGCGGAGGGCAAGCCAGGUGUGGCCGGAAGAGCACGGUGAGCAGGAACAUGGGCUGUACAGCCUCCACCGUAUGUUUGACAUCGUGGGCACCCACCUAACGCACAGAGAUGUUCGCGUGCUUUCUUUCCUCUUUGUUGAUGUUAUUGAUGACCAUGAGCGUGGACUCAUCCGAAAUGGACGUGACUUCUUAUUGGCACUAGAGCGCCAGGGCCGCUGUGACGAGAGUAACUUUCGCCAGGUGCUGCAGCUGCUGCGCAUCAUCACUCGCCAUGACUUGCUGCCCUACGUUACUCUCAAGAAGAGACGGGCUGUGUGCCCUGAUCUUGUAGACAAGUAUCUGGAGGAAACAUCAAUUCGCUAUGUGACCCCCAGAGCCCUCAGUGAUCCAGAACCGAGGCCUCCUCAGCCCUCUAAAACAGUGCCUCCCCACUAUCCUGUGGUGUGCUGCCCCACUUCAGGUUCUCAGAUGUGUAGUAAGCGGCCAGCCCGAGGGAGAGCCACACUUGGGAGCCAGCGAAAACGCCGGAAGUCAGUGACACCAGAUCCCAAGGAAAAGCAGACAUGUGACAUCAGGCUUCGAGUUCGGGCGGAAUACUGCCAGCAUGAGACUGCUCUGCAAGGCAAUGUCUUCUCCAAUAAGCAGGACCCACUUGAGCGCCAGUUUGAGCGCUUUAACCAGGCCAACACUAUCCUCAAGUCCCGGGACCUGGGCUCAAUCAUCUGUGACAUCAAGUUCUCUGAGCUCACCUACCUCGACGCAUUCUGGCGCGACUACAUCAAUGGCUCAUUAUUAGAGGCACUGAAAGGUGUCUUCAUCACAGACUCUCUCAAGCAAGCUGUGGGCCAUGAAGCCAUCAAGCUGCUGGUGAACGUGGAUGAGGAGGACUAUGAGCUGGGCCGACAGAAACUCCUGAGGAACUUGAUGCUGCAAGCAUUGCCCUGACCUUUCCCCCUUCUCACCUCUCUGGGGAUUGUUCGCUCCAUCACCUCUGGAGCUUACAUACUGUUCUGGGGUUUGUUCUCUACCCUUCAAAACCAAUCACACCGCCUUUUUUUUUUUUUUUUUUUUUUAAAGGAAAAGACAAAGGAAAGUGGAAGUGGUGUUCCCUAUCCCUCCCUGCACCCAUGUGCCUGGGCUUCCCCUCUGUUUCCUGUUGCCACUUACCCCUAAUGUGUGUCUCUACAGCCACCUUACCACUGAGCCGUAAGACAAGUGUAUAGGGAUGGAGUCUAUGGAACAUAGCCUUUGUAAGGGACUGAACAUUGCUUUCAGGUGCAUUGAGGGGUAAUCAAUACUUAUGGCUUUAUGAGGGCUCUUAUGUCUGAAAAACCAAAGGGCUGUGAGUAAAGGAGCUAUGUGGAAGGUGGGACUCUGAAGUGUAUUUUGGAAAUUAAUUGCCACCUUCUUCCAAAUUAUAGAAUUUUUUAAAAACAAAGAAGCUGUGGCCCUCUCCACUCUCUCCUGGCCUCUGGUGCUGCUCCUCUCUGCCUUUCCUUCAUUCCACAGCUUGAAACUGCUGCCUGGUGUGGCUCCCCCCCUUUAUCAGAUCCUCCCCAACGUAGUUAAGAUGAUUGGGCCAGCCUCAUAACUCCUCCCAGCUGUGAUGUAUGUGUGGAUGGACAGAGGAGAGGCUGCUGAUUAAAGUACAAUUUCCUUGAAAAGGGGAAGGAGGGGGGAGUGGAUGUGUCCCUUCUAUUUCUAGUGAAAAUAACAAACUUUUACCCUACCCCAAGUCCCUUUCCCCUUGCUUCCUUCUGGCUUGAGAGAGAGUAUUCAGAAUCAACUCCUUCUCCUACGGAGAUUGGGGCUAGGACAUGCACUGAGCCUUAUUGCACUUUCUUAGGCAGGGAGGUAUGUUUGAGCCAGGAGGCCUACAAGUGGAGCCUAUCUGAGCAGGUACCAUACCACCUCCCCUUCCAGUCCCCAAAGGAGAUGCCCAGACAGACAUUAUGAUUAUUAUAUUUUUUUUCAAUGCCAGUGCUGCUCAGCCCUCGGCAUAACUUCAGUUUUCAUGAAAUAAACACUGACUAUAUAAAAUUUUACUUUUCUGAAACUGAAA